AUGGCCAACGUCUCCAUUGUGAUGGGAUUUCUCCUUCUGGGGUUCUCAGAGGUCCGGGAGCUGCAGCUGAUCCACGUCGUGCUGCUCUUCCUGGUCUAUCUGGUGGCCUUGACGGGGAAUCUCCUUAUCGUCACCAUCACUGUCCUCGACCAGCGCCUACACACACCCAUGUACGUUUUCCUCAAGCACCUGUCCCUCUUAGAUAUCUGCUACAUCACCGCCACCGUCCCGACGUCCAUCCUCAACUCCUUGACCAACAGCAGAUCCAUCUCCUUCCUGGGGUGUACUACACAGGUCUUUUUAAUGUAUCUUUUUGGUAGUUCAGAAGUUUUCAUCCUUACAGCAAUGUCGUAUGACCGCUACGCAGCCAUCUGCUGCCCCUUGCGCUAUGGCAUCAUCAUGGACCAAAAGGCUUGUGGGAAGAUGGUCGCCGCCUCCUGGCUUAGCGGGAGUCUUUACUCCCUGAUGCACACUGCCGCCAUUUUUCUCUCCCACUUCUGUGGUCCUCGCAUCAUCCAUCAGUUCUUCUGUGACGUCCCCCAGUUGCUCAAACUCAUGUGCCCUGGAGAGGCCCGAUCAGAGGUCUGCGUUCUUGUCCUCAGUGCUAUUUUGUGUUUUGGCUGCUUUGUAUCCAUCCUCGUGUCUUAUGUCCGCAUCUUUUUGGCGGUGCUGAAGAUGCCGGCCACGGAGAGCCGGACCAAAGCCUUCUCCACCUGUCUGCCUCACCUCACCGUAGUCUUUCUGUAUCUUUUCACGAGUGCAUUUGCCCAACUGAAGCCACGCUCAUCCUCCCCAUUGACGCUGGACCUGCUGGUGUCUGUGUUCUACACUGUGCUGCCCCCCACCCUGAACCCCCUCAUCUACAGCUUGAGGAACCGGGACAUGAAGGCUGCCCUGGGGAAGAUCUUCUCUGUCCACUUCAUUUCUGGGGUGAACUGA
This is a messenger RNA of Tachyglossus aculeatus (Australian echidna), 939 nucleotides long. Its product is annotated as olfactory receptor 14J1-like. Gene Ontology annotation, molecular function: G protein-coupled receptor activity; odorant binding; olfactory receptor activity. Lineage: Eukaryota; Metazoa; Chordata; Mammalia; Monotremata; Tachyglossidae. The record is from RefSeq and is a predicted model, not a curated record. Gene Ontology annotation, biological process: G protein-coupled receptor signaling pathway. The coding region runs from base 1 to 939 and encodes 312 amino acids. The transcript has a single exon. Gene Ontology annotation, cellular component: membrane.